Drosophila suzukii is the source of this 1335-nucleotide messenger RNA. RefSeq names its product lysosomal cystine transporter cystinosin (gene Ctns). Gene Ontology annotation, cellular component: lysosomal membrane. Gene Ontology annotation, biological process: L-cystine transport. Gene Ontology annotation, molecular function: L-cystine transmembrane transporter activity. NCBI's taxonomy places the organism in Eukaryota, Metazoa, Arthropoda, Insecta, Diptera, Drosophilidae. The record is from RefSeq and is a predicted model, not a curated record.
AAGAAGAUGCCAGCAGGCCUGGAAACUCACGCAUGAAUAAGAAGACAAUCGAAACCAGAAUGGAUAGGCACGUAAGCACGUUCUACCUGGCUUUUCUGCUGCUAGCCACAGUUGCCCUGGGAAAUGCCCAAACCAGUCUACUCACCGUCGAUUCCCAUGACAUCACCGUUCUCCUGAACACAAACGAGACAUUUGUGGUAUUCGCCAACGGAUUAUUAACGACCGAUGUGCAAGUAACGCUGGGAACGGAUUCCGAAGAUCACUUGGAUCUGGACCCUGCGUCGUUUAUCUAUCCCGCCGGCGGUACCCAGAAUCAGUCGGUGGUGAUAACAGGCCGGAUUGCCGGUUAUGUCAAAGUAACAGCCGAUAGCGAUGCUGCAAACACAGAGAUCGUUAAGGACGUCUUUGUCCGGGUGACUGUGGCCAAAUCUAGGGCCCUUAUAUACACCUCUAUCGUUUUUGGAUGGGUGUACUUUGUGGCCUGGUCGGUGUCCUUUUAUCCCCAAAUAUGGAUCAACUACCGCCGCAAGUCCGUGGAGGGCCUGAACUUUGACUUCCUGGCCCUAAACAUUGUGGGUUUCACCCUCUACAGCAUGUUCAACUGCGGCCUUUAUUUCAUCGAGGGUCUGCAGAAGGAGUACGAGGAUCGGUAUCCUUUAGGCCUGAAUCCUGUGAUGCUCAACGAUGUGGUGUUCUCCCUACACGCCAUGUUUGCCACCACCAUAACGAUUUUGCAGUGCUGCUUCUAUCAGAGAGCUCAGCAAAAGGUGUCGUUCAUUGCCUAUGGAAUCCUGGCAAUCUUUGCCGUGGUGGUAAUUGUGUCCGCCGGUUUGGCCGGAGGAGCCGUCAUCCACUGGCUGGACUUUCUGUACUACUGCAGCUACGUCAAGCUGACCAUCACUAUUAUAAAGUACGUGCCACAGGCUUUGAUGAACUACCGAAGGAAGAGCACUUCCGGCUGGAGCAUCGGCAACAUCCUGCUGGAUUUUACUGGUGGUACUCUGAGCAUGCUGCAAAUGAUCCUGAAUGCCCAUAACUACGAUGACUGGGUGUCCAUAUUCGGAGAUCCCACCAAAUUCGGACUGGGUCUGUUCUCGGUUCUCUUUGAUAUUUUCUUCAUGCUGCAGCACUACGUGUUUUACAGGCAUUCGAGAGAAUCCUCGAGUUCUGACCUCACUACCGUGACAGAAGCCCCAAAUCGAUCAAAUGAGCCAAGUGAUGUGACGACUGAGAAAUAUUAGAGCUGUAAUAUGUGUGCAGUAGAAGACUUUUGUGCCAGUAGUGCUUUUUUGUACAUUCUAGAUUUGUAAAUAUAUAUACAUAAGCUUAAUAUAA